ACCAAAGUAGAACAUAUAUCCAGCAUUUCUCGAUCCCCUCAUCUUUCCUCUCCCUGAAUUUUGCUUGGUAAUGGCGAAGUUGUCAGAAUUAAGAAUCUGUUUUUACAUUCUGAAUCAGUUGUUUCUCAUUCUAAUAGUUACUGCUUCGGCAGCUACAAAUGUCGGCAAGCUCAAUAUAUGGCCGAUGCCGUUAUCUGUAACCAAUGGUAAUGGGGUUCUUUAUAUGAGCAAAGAUUUUGAGCUGAGAACUGAAGGAAGCAAAUACAAAGACGUUUCUGGUAUUCUCAAGAAUGGGUUCUCCAGAUUACUUGAUGUUAUUAAAACUGAUCAUGAAAUUGAUGUAUCUGGUCAUGGGUUUCCUUAUUUACCUAAAAUUCAGGGGAUUCAUGUGAUUAUUGUGUCUCCUAGUGAUGAGUUACAUUAUGCAGUUGAUGAAUCAUACAAGUUAACAGUUCCUGCAGAAGGGAAUCCAGUUUAUGCUCGUAUUGAGGCGAACUCAGUUUAUGGGGCUCUACAUGGUUUUCAGACAUUCAGCCAAGUUUGUUACUUUAACUUCGCAAGUAGAGGGUUGGAAGUGCGUCAGGUCCCAUGGGAUAUUACUGACAAACCAAGGUUCUCUUACAGAGGGCUCUUAAUAGAUACAUCUCGACAUUACCAGCCACUCCCUAUGAUAAAGAAAGUUAUUGAUUCUAUGGCUUAUGCAAAGCUGAAUGUGCUACAUUGGCAUAUUGUAGAUGCACAAUCUUUUCCACUCGAGAUACCAUCUUAUCCAAAUUUAUGGAAAGGGGCUUAUUCGGAUUCAGAAAGAUACACAAUAAUGGACGCCACUGAUAUUGUAAGUUAUGCUCAAACACGAGGGAUUAAUGUUCUAGCCGAAAUUGAUGUUCCAGGCCAUGCUCUCUCAUGGGGAAAUGGUUACCCUCAGUUAUGGCCAUCCAAGGAUUGCCAGCAGCCACUUGAUGUUAGCAAUGACUUCACAUUCAAAGUAAUUGAUGGGAUUCUUUCAGAUUUCAGCAAGGUCUUCAAGUUUAAAUUCAUUCACUUGGGAGGUGAUGAAGUAAAUACAAGUUGCUGGACACAAACUCCACAUGUAAGGAACUGGCUGAAGAAUCACAGAAUGACUGAAUCUAAAGCUUAUGAAUACUUUGUUCUGAGGGCUCAAAAUAUAGCUUUAUCUCAUGGUUAUGAGAUUAUCAACUGGGAAGAGACAUUCAACAAUUUCGGCAGCAAGUUGAGCCGAAAAACUGUUGUUCACAACUGGCUUGGAAUUGGUGUAGCACCAAAAGUUGUUGCAUCUGGAUUGAGGUGUAUUGUGAGUAAUCAAGACAAAUGGUAUUUAGACCAUUUGGAUGCUACUUGGGAAGGCUUCUAUAUGAAUGAACCAUUAACAAACAUCACCAAUCCAAACCAUCAGCAGCUAGUUCUUGGAGGUGAAGUUUGCAUGUGGGGUGAAAACAUAGAUGGAUCAGAUAUAGAACAGACUAUAUGGCCACGAGCAGCUGCUGCAGCAGAGAGGCUUUGGACACCAUAUAAUAAGCUAGCAAAAGAUCCAAGGGAGGUUGUGGAAAGAUUGUCGCAUUUCAGAUGUUUGUUGAACCAAAGAGGAGUAGCUGCUGCUCCACUCAAUGGACCAGGUAGAGUUGCUCCUUAUCAGCCAGGCUCUUGCUUUAGGCAAUAAAUUGCAGUCUUUUAUUUGAUUAUUUAUGUUAAUAAAUAAACAUCCUAUUUGUUAUUUUCAUUAUUGUUUCUCGUUUCUCAUUUAAUGAAAACUAAGAAGAGAUAUAUUGAGCUUUUGAUUUCUU
Molecule: messenger RNA, 1802 nt
Organism: Impatiens glandulifera
Lineage: Eukaryota; Viridiplantae; Streptophyta; Magnoliopsida; Ericales; Balsaminaceae
Product: beta-hexosaminidase 3-like
Exons: 14
Coding region: 71-1678 (535 amino acids)
Biological process (GO): glycosaminoglycan metabolic process; carbohydrate metabolic process
Cellular component (GO): membrane
Molecular function (GO): beta-N-acetylhexosaminidase activity
Source: RefSeq, a predicted model, not a curated record